This is a messenger RNA of Ictalurus furcatus (blue catfish), 2786 nucleotides long. RefSeq names its product NOP2 nucleolar protein homolog (yeast) (gene nop2). Gene Ontology annotation, biological process: rRNA base methylation; maturation of LSU-rRNA. Lineage: Eukaryota; Metazoa; Chordata; Actinopteri; Siluriformes; Ictaluridae. The record is from RefSeq and is a predicted model, not a curated record. Gene Ontology annotation, cellular component: nucleolus. The transcript has 16 exons. Bases 160 to 2346 code for a protein of 728 amino acids. Gene Ontology annotation, molecular function: rRNA (cytosine-C5-)-methyltransferase activity; RNA binding.
CUGCAGUCCAACGUGUUCUAGAAAUAUUCACGUGUGUUUCGUGCUGUGAUAGCUGAGUUUAUACUGAUUCACAGUACAAAAUAGCACCGUUAAUCCCGACGCAGCCUUGAGGCGAAAAUAGUAGAGGGGUUAUUUCAGUACAGCUGUGCAGAAUCAGUCAUGGGGAGGAAGCUCGAUCCCACCACCAAGGUGAAGCGUGGACCUGGACGGAAGGCACGGAAACAGAAAGGCGCAGAGAUCGAGCUGGCCAAACUUUUAGUCAAUGAGGAUGAGCCUAAAAAACUGUCUAGCAGAGGCAGAAAACGUGCUGUGAAGAGAGCACAGGGUGCCACUGCACGCACAGAAGAAAAACAGCCCAAGAAAGGAUUCUCUGAUGACAACAGCAAAUGGCUGACACCAGCAAAGCGAAAGCGCAAAAUUGACCAUUCAGAAGGGGACGAUGACAGCGACAGCCAGUGGGAGCAGGAGGAAGACAAUGAGGAUGAAGUAGAGGAUAUAGAGCAAGGAGUAAAAGAACAACUUGAGGCUGAUGAUGAUGAUGAUGAUGAUAUGGUCGAUGACUAUGGAGCGAUGGAAGAUAGCAGUGAGGAACAAGAACAGGAGGACGAGGCGGCAGGCAGUGAUGGAGAGGAGCUGCUACCUAUUGAACAAGCUGCCAGGAAACAGAAAAAACGCCAGGAAGCUGCAGCACCAGAGAGUGAAGACGAGGACGACGAUGAUGAUGAGGAGGAAGAUGAUGAAAAAAUGGAUGAUGAACAGGAGAAGGAAGAAGAACAGGACACGGUGCAGGCAAACAUUGACCACAUGGACAGGUUUAAACUGCCUAGUGCAGAGGAGAAAGACAAAGAGGGACAUUUGCUUCUAGACCUGCAGAGCGUCCACCAGAGGAUCAAAGACAACGUGGAUGUGCUCUCUCACUUCACUGAGAAGAGAGAGGAGGGGAGAACGCGAUCAGAGUACCUCUCACUGCUGAAGUCAGAUCUCUGCACAUACUACAGCUACAACGACUUCCUCAUGGGCAGUCUCAUGGAGCUGUUUCCUAACGCUGAGCUCAUAGAUUUUCUGGAGGCCAAUGAAGUUCAGAGGCCUGUCACAGUUAGGACCAAUACCCUUAAAACCAGGAGGAGAGACCUGGCUCAGGCUCUGAUCAAUAGAGGAGUAAAUCUGGAUCCUUUGGGGAAGUGGUCUAAAGUGGGACUGGUCAUCUUUGAUUCCUCAGUUCCCAUAGGUGCAACUCCUGAGUAUCUAGCUGGGCACUACAUGCUGCAGGGAGCGUCGUCACUGCUUCCUGUAAUGGCGCUCUCUCCCCAGGAGGGGGAGUCUGUGCUGGACAUGAGUGCGGCUCCUGGAGGGAAGACCACAUAUAUGGCCCAGCUGAUGAGAAACACAGGAGUGAUAGUUGCUAAUGAUGCCAAUGCUGAGAGGCUUAAAAGUGUUGUGGGAAACGUCCAUCGCCUGGGAGUCACCAACACCAUCAUCUGUAACUAUGAUGGCAGAGCAUUUCCCAAGGUGAUGGGAGGUUUUGACAGAGUGUUGUUGGACGCUCCUUGCUCAGGUACAGGGGUCAUCUCUAAAGAUCCAGCAGUGAAAACUAGCAAGGACACUUCAGAUAUUCUGCGCUCGGCUCAUCUACAGAAGGAGCUGAUUCUGGCUGCCAUUGACUCAGUCAAUGCUGACUCACAGAAGGGUGGCUAUCUUGUCUACUGCACCUGCUCUAUUACGGUGGAAGAGAACGAGUGGGUUGUGGAUUAUGCCCUAAGGAAGAGAAAUGUAAAACUGGUUCCCACAGGAUUGGACUUUGGCAAAGAAGGCUUCACCAGAUUUAAAGAGCGACGUUUCCACCCUUCACUUAAGCUGACUCGGAGAUUCUACCCACAUUCCCACAACAUGGAUGGCUUCUUUGUGGCAAAGCUGAAGAAGUUCUCUAACACCAUCCCCACUUCACCUGCAGUUGAUGAAGAGAACGGAAAGGCCAGCGAAACGGAAACACCUGCUACAUCAGAGGAAAAAAACUCCAAACCAGAGUCUAAGCAACAGAGCAAACGUACACAGGGAAAUGUCAAAGAGACCAAGCAACAAUCAAAAGCUGCUAGCAACAGCAAAACUGAAAGCCCCAAUGCCAAGAAAAAGCCAGUGGUAAAAGGUAAAAAAUUAAAGGAUGAAGGUCCCAAAAAGAAAAGGGCAAAAAUGGAUGAACAGAAUUCAAAGGAAGGCAAGACCAAAGAAAAGCUCCAAGCCCUAAAAAUACACAAAGACAUAACAAAUGAGUCUGUGACUGAGAAAGCAGAGGGAAGCUUGCUUAAGAAGAAGACAAACAAAAAGAAUCAGAAGAAGCUUUUUAAAUGAAGAGGAAAAUGGGGGGGGGGGGGGGGGGGACAAAUUUAAGAAGAUAAAAAAUGUGCUGAAGGAACAGCAGGCUGGACAGUGGAAUGGAGCUUUUAUAACGGAACCAGAAAACGUCCUUAAGACAUUGUGUAUACCUGUGGACUUUAAAAAGACUUUUAAUGUCUUCUAGGAUGUGCUAGACCCUGGACUUUUAUUUACUAUUCCUGUCAAGACCAAGCAGAAAUAUAUUGUAAACAACAAUAUGGGAAUAAAUUGUCUUGGUUUACAUGUAAGAAUAAUGGUUUAAGAAUAAGAUGUUCUGUCUUACUUUCUUGAUACGGUAAUAUGGUGUGAAAGCAUGUAUUUUGAAUUUCGGAUUUAAAUAUAUAUCGGUUCUUUACAAGGUCUAUGUAGCCAUUGAUAUUACAUCGGCAAAAUAAACUUUGAUACAAAUGACUGGA